Lolium perenne is the source of this 1315-nucleotide messenger RNA. Lineage: Eukaryota; Viridiplantae; Streptophyta; Magnoliopsida; Poales; Poaceae. The record is from RefSeq and is a predicted model, not a curated record.
CUGGUCAUCUUCUUCCUCGACCUCGUCAAUGGCGUCCCCCAGCGGAUCGUGGAGGGGCUCCUACAUGCAGGAGGACGACAUCGAGCGCCUGGUACGCCUCCGGCGAAUCCCGCAGUCGGUCAUCACGCGGGUGCCCGGCGAGGAGACGGAGCCCGAGCCGAGGAACGGCGAGCGCGUCGUCUUCGGCGCGCACCUUGAUCGCGGGCUGGGUCUGCCGGCCUCGCCCUUCUUCCGGCAAUUCCUCGACCACUUCGGCCUUCAGCCGCACCACCUGCCGGCCAACGCGUGCGUCCUUCUGAGCUGCUUCGUAGCGUUCAUGGAGGCUUACACCGGCUUGUGGCCCGACAUCGACUUCUGGAGCCGGCUCUUCUUCUUGAAGGCGCAGACCAACGACGGCCGCCUGCGAGCCUGCGGCGCCGCCUCGAUCUACACCCGGCCUGGUACGCCUUUCCCCAAGAUCCCCACCGUCGACUCGGUGAAGAACUGGCAAAUGUCAUUCUUCUACGUGCGCAACGAGGGGGAGCUCGUCGACCGGAUCAACCUGCCGGAGUUCAAUCCGGCUCCUCCAGUCGGCCGGAUCAACUGGAGCCACAACGCCCGCUCGACGGACCAGAACGCCGAGGUGAACCUGCUCUGGGAUCUCCUGGCGACAGCCACCGCUGGCGGGCUGACUGCCGAAGAUCUUCUCUGCACCUACGCCGAGCGCCGGGUGCUGCCGCUCCAGAUGCGCACCCACAAGAUCGGGCACAUGUCCGGCCGGCUCGAUCCGAACCGGACGUCCAAGGUGCCGCUCACCAAGGCCCAGGUGGCCAGCCGGGUGAACCACAUCACCAAGGCGAACCUGGCGGAGGACUGGAGCUACGGGCUGGUGCCCUGCGACAGGAACCAUCCACCGGCGCGGGUUUUUGAGCGCCAGAACGCCGAGGACGGCGACCUGGCGACGAAGAGGUGGACGCCGGAUCUCGUCGAUCCGGCUGACCAAGCCGGCGAACAUGCCGGCGACGACGACCUGCCGCAGGCGCCUGAUCUAGGCGGCCAGGGGGAGCACAAUCCGCCCCCCUCACCAGAGCACCAGGAGGAGGAGGAGCCGGCGACGUCCGGCACGGGGCCAAUCCCCGCCGUGCCCCUGCGCACGAGGCCGCCCAGCACCACGGCGACUUCGGCGCCCAAGGGCGCGAAGAGAGCCGGCUCCACCGCCGCCGCGGAGUCGAGGGCGAAGAAGCAGCGCCGGCAGCCGCCGAAGAAGGUCCCGGAGCAAUCCGGAGGGGCGCCCCGAGCCGGCAGGGGACGAGCCGGCGCGCACCGGGGGCGCUGA